AUGCUCCUCUUGCAGUUGGCUCAGAUUGCAGCCCAUCGCAGAUCGCUUCGUCAGCUCGACUCACAAAUGAAGAUGUCACACAUAAAUCUACAGAAGAUUGCCAGUCGACGUGGGCAGCACAAAGUGUUGGUCUAUGACGAAUGGGCCAGCGGUUGUCAGAUGAGUUGUUCACGCAUGAGGAGGCAUAGGAUCGGGGCAGAGGUGAAUCGUGCAAUCCUGCUGAGCCAGUGUGGGACUGGGGCGUGUGAAGUUGUAGACAGUGGGAAUGAGUCAAUCGGCGACGUGGCCAGCAGUUACGGGAGCCGACCUGUCCCUUGCGUUGGGGCUCGUGAUGGGCUCUGUUGGCACUCGCGUCACCUGAACCAGCAUAAUACACGCCUCUCUCUCACCGACGCCGUCGCCCUCGCCCUCGCCCUCGCCCUCGACUUUGCACUCCUUUUACACAUCGCUUUUUCCUUCGCCCUCGCCCUCGCCCUCGCCCUCACCCUCGCCCAUGCUCUUGCUUUCGCUUUCGCUUUCGCAUUUGUUUUCACCCUCGCUCUUGCUUUCACAUUCAUCCUCUCUUUCGCCCACGCUCUCACUCUCGAUCUCGCUUUCAACUUUGUCUCCAACAUCAACCUCGCCCUCGCCCUCGCCCAUGCUCUUGCUUUCGCUUUUGCAUUUGUUUUCACCCUCGCUCUCGCUUUCACCUUCAUCCCCUCUUUCGCCCACGCUCUCACCCUCGAUCUCACUUUCAACUUUGCCUCCAAUUAA
Protopolystoma xenopodis is the source of this 753-nucleotide messenger RNA. NCBI's taxonomy places the organism in Eukaryota, Metazoa, Platyhelminthes, Monogenea, Polystomatidea, Polystomatidae. The record is from the annotation of a GenBank genome assembly.